AUGAGAUCUAGAAACAUCCUGUCAGCGGCUGUUGUCCUGCCUUCGGCUCUCGCAAUUGGAACAAACUCUCAGGUCAACGCAGGCAUCGACUAUGGCACUUUCGAAACACCUUCAUCAAAUGUUCGUCCAAGAUUUCGUUACUGGAUACCUGAUGCUUCGGUGAACCUCAGUCAAGUCACAGAAGAUAUCAAAGAGGUCAAGAAAGUUGGUGCGGGAGGUGUUGAAUUGCUUGGAUAUUACAACUAUGGUGACACUACAUUCUUCACAUCAGCCAUUCCUACCGACUGGACCAAGUAUGGAUGGGGUACGCAGGCCUGGCGAGAACUUCAAGACACGGCCCUGAGGGCAUCAAGAGAUAGUGGACUCAUCAUCGAUUUGGCCAUGGGGCCGAAUCAAGGUGCAGGAGUGCCAGCUCCAUAUGAGUCCGAUGGACUUCAAUGGGACCUUCAACCAUUUAACAUCACUGUCCCGAUUGGUGGCAUUUUCGACGGUCUCCUUCCAGGUUGGGGCACUGGGCCUUUGGUGUCAGCUUCUUCCGCGUUGCUUACCAAAACUACAAACACUACCUCUGCUAUCCGCAAGACUCUACAACAUCAGUCACUAACGGACAUUACUACCAAAAUCGGCUCUGACGGCCGUCUGAAGAUCCAGUUCCCUUCUGGCACAUCCGGCGAAAGCUAUGUUGUGUUUGCUUACUAUCUCGUCCACACGGAGUUCAGAGAGCAGCGGUCACCUGGAUCUGUCAUCCCGGGAGUUGCUCAAUCUCCGGUGACGAACUAUGUACAGAAUGGCUCUUGGGUUGUGGAUCACUUCUCGGAGAAGGGUGCUGGGCUAGUGGUCGACUUUUGGCAACGCUACCUGCUCAAUGGCAGCGAUACCACUCAGCUGUUGCAAGAAGUUGGUAACUACGUCUGGGAAGAUAGUCAAGAGUAUCCUGCCAACGUGCUCUGGACUCCUGAACUCGCUAGUGCUUUCACCACCGAUCAUAAUUACAGUGUCAAAGGUUACUUACCGCUGCUACUCAGUGGCAAUGCUGCUAACAAUAUACCGGUCAUCUAUGUCACCGAUGAGGCUGACUCCGGUGCCAGUCAUGUCACGGACUACCGUCAGACGCUCACAAUGCUCAACGUCAAGUACCUCAAUACGUUGACUCAGUGGGCCCAUUCCGUAGGCAUGCAGUCAUCUGCACAAGUCGUCUACAACCUGCCGAUGGACAUGCUUGCCAACAUUCCUAGCGUCGACGCUCCCGAGACUGAGACUCUCGGCUUCUCGCACAAUAUUGACGGCUACAGGCAAUACGCCGGUCCUGCCAACCUUGCAGGCAAACGCGUCAUAUCCUCUGAGUCCGGUGCAGUCACGACGGAAGUCUACCAGCAAACCAUUCCUGAGCUUCUAUGGGACCUCAAGCGAUCUUACGUUGGGGGUGUCAACAACCAUAUUCUACAUGGAUAUCCUUACACAGGAGUAUAUCCCAACUCAACUUGGCCAUCCUGGACAACAUUCGGCUAUCUUUUCUCUGAAAUGCACAAUCGUCAUCAACCUGGCUGGGACUUCUACAGCGAUUUUAUGAACUACAUAUCUCGGGUGCAGUACGUCUCUCAAGCUGGCGUUCCUAAGAGGGAUGUCGUGUUUUGGCUCAAAGAUACAUCUUACCCCUCGGUACCCACACGUUAUUGGCCGACGGAUCUGCAAGAUGCUGGAUACACCUAUGAGUAUCUCUCACCCGAUGACUUCUCCCUUCCAGCAGCACAAGUCUGCGAUGGUGUUCUUGCGCCAACUCGACAAUCUUUCAAGGCUAUCAUUGUUCGCGGGAAUGAUACUCUGACUGCCUCGGGCGUGUCCAAAUUAGCAGAAUGGGCUCAUCAAGGUCUGCCGGUCGUCUUCUCUGGAGGCAUCCCGUUGAAUGUCUCUGGCACGACUACUGUGCCUCUCAGUACAAUCAAGUCAGAUCUCACUAGACUGUUGAAGCUGAAGAAUGUACACUCUGUGCCAUAUGAAAACCUUGCAAAAUCUCUGUUGGCCAUUGGAAUCAUACCACGCACUGCUGUUUCCAAGGAUAAGGUGUCCAACACCACGUGGUUCACCAAUUGGCGUGAGGAUACCAAUGCUUCUACAUCGUAUGUCUUCAUCUACAACGACGCAACAGGGCUGUCUAGAGGAUCUGGUGCAUCAACAGGCAAUAUAACUUUCGAAAUCCUUGGCACUCCGUACAUUUACGAUGCUUGGACUGGUGUGAAAACACCCAUUGUUGACUAUCAACAAUAUAUGAACACCACGACUAUACCAAUCACCUUGGCUGGAAAUCAGACAACGAUCUUAGCCUUUGAGCGAGCUGGAACAUACACAAAGCCAUCAGUACACGUUGAGCACAGCUCAGAGCAGAUCAAUACCGUAUCCCAUGGCAAGUAUCUGGUCAACUGUGGUCAUAAAACAUGUACAGCGAAACUCUCAAACGGCACCACAGUCACCUUACCCACCUCAACCUUGACACCAAUAGCACUCAAGAACUGGACACUGAUCAUCGAAUCUUGGACAGCACCUUCCAAUCUCUACGAUAUCGAAGGCACAGUCAAAACAAACACAACCCACAGCCUGACUUCACUCAUCCCAUGGAACCAAAUCCCAAACGCAAAUCUCAGCCACGUCUCCGGUCGAGGCUACUACUCCACCUCAUUCACCUGGCCACCUUAUUCAUCAUCUAAACCCACAGGCGCAGAACUAAACCUCGGCAGUAUAAUACACACUGCACGAGCAUAUCUCAACGGCGUACCUCUCCCACCUCUAGAUGUCACAGACGCUAGAGCUGACUUGACACCUUACCUGAGAAAUGGAGUUAAUGAGCUGCAAGUUGUUGUUGCUACACCGUAUGGAAAUGCGCUGGGACUUGUUUGGGACAGUCUGAGGAGUUAUGGUGAUAAGCCCGGGGCUCCUGCGCCGAGGGUUGCAGAGUAUGGGCUUGUGGGUGAGGUUUCUGUUACUCCGUUUGUGGAUGUGCGGCUUUGA
Molecule: messenger RNA, 3003 nt
Organism: Aureobasidium subglaciale EXF-2481
Lineage: Eukaryota; Fungi; Ascomycota; Dothideomycetes; Dothideales; Saccotheciaceae
Exons: 4
Coding region: 1-3003 (1000 amino acids)
Source: RefSeq, a predicted model, not a curated record